Molecule: messenger RNA, 1804 nt
Organism: Camellia sinensis
Lineage: Eukaryota; Viridiplantae; Streptophyta; Magnoliopsida; Ericales; Theaceae
Product: putative amino acid permease 7
Source: RefSeq, a predicted model, not a curated record
CAUGUAUUGCAUACACAAGUUUUUCAAUUUGGUAGCACUUGAUUUCAUUCUUUUCAAUCUUGGUUGAAGUUUUUUAACUAUGAAAUAAUGAAUGAAGAUGAUAAUUCUGAUUCUGUGAGAAAUCCCCUGAAAGACAUUGAAUUCGAAGGUCGGUAGCAGCUGGGCUAUAGCUGGUGGUGGUUCGUUCAAUUACCAGACGACGCAUGCAAACAGUAGCUUCGUCUGCUCGCCGCCGCACACGGCGGAGAACCACCUUACUCGAACGACCCGGAGCCUCCGUACAUUCACUGCUGCUGGUGGUGGAGGAGGGACGGUAUGGACUGCAAUGGCGCAUAUAAUAACUGGAGUUAUAGGGGCAGGGGUACUGUCCCUUGCAUGGAGCACGGCUCAGCUAGGCUGGAUUGCCGGUCCUCUAACGAUGGUGGUCUUGGCAGCCAUCACCAUCCUUUCUGCAAACCUUCUCUGUGACUGCUACAGAUCUCCCGAUCCUGAAUAUGGGCUCACCAUAAACCGAUCCUACACAGAAGCUAUUAAGUUGUAUUUAGGAGAGAACAGCAAACGAUUUUGCGUAUUGAUUUUUCAGGAGAGCUUAUAUGGGUGUGGAAUUGCAUAUACUAUCACAGCUGCUGCCAGUGUGAAAGCAAUUGAAAGAUCAGAUUGUUACCACAAAGAAGGGCAUGAGGCUCCAUGCGAGUAUGGGGAUACUUUGUAUAUGCUGCUAUUCGGAGCUGUUCAGAUUGUAGUGUCUCAGAUACCAGAUUUCCAUAACAUGGCAUGGCUCUCUGUUGUUGCAGCAAUCAUGUCCUUCUCCUACUCGUUCAUCGGAUUGGGACUUGGCAUUGCAAAAGUUAUUGAAAACGGGGAGAUCAAAGGGAGCAUUGGAGGAGUCUCAGCUGACAGUGCAGUUGACAAACUAUGGUUGAUCCUUCAGGCACUUGGAGAUAUAGCUUUUGCCUAUCCAUAUUCAAUCAUUCUUUUUGAGAUACAGGACACUUUGAAGACACCUCCGCCAGAAAACCAGACCAUGAAGAAGGCUUCUACUGCUUCUAUCUGCAUUACCACAUGUUUCUACCUCUGCUGUGGAUGCUUUGGAUAUGCAGCCUUUGGGAGUGAUACACCGGGGAACCUCUUAACGGGAUUUGGAUUCUAUGAGCCCUAUUGGCUCAUUGAUUUUGCUAAUGCUUGCAUUAUUCUACAUCUAGUUGGAGGAUAUCAGGUAUACAGUCAGCCAUUGUUUGGAUUUACAGAAAGAUGGUUCAGCGAGAAGUUCCCAAACAACGGAUUCGUGAAUAAUUUCUAUCCCUUUAAACUCCCAUUGUUGCCGGCUUUUCAAUUGAAUCCUUUUAGGCUAUGUUUUCGGACCUUUUACGUGGUAUCGACAACUGUGAUUGCAAUGGCCUUCCCUUACUUCAACCAAGUUUUGGGGGUCUUGGGGGCCUUCAACUUUUGGCCUUUGGCUAUAUAUUUCCCUGUGGAAAUGUAUUUUGUGCAGAGGAAGAUUAGGGCUUGGACAACACAGUGGGUUGUUCUUCAAACUAUUAGCUAUGCUUGCUUGAUUGUCUCAAUAUUGGCCUUCGUUGGGUCAGUUGAAGGACUUGUAGCUGCAAGAUGGAGCUAAAACUCUAGUAUAUAUAAGUUUUUUCAAAAUUUGGAAUAGAUCAAUAAAAUUCAUACAAAGGUUCUCUUACAAUUGAGAGAUGUAUGGCAUUUUUAUUGUUUUGGGUUUUGUAAGUGAGUUUUUACUAAAUAUACAUUUUUUAAUUAAAUAAUACUCAGUGUACGCAUUAUGCAUGCAAUUUUAUCA